CGACAUGAUUCUUUUUAGGGUGGCGCUAGUAAAUAUUCAUUCACUUAUCGUUUUUUUAAGAAUUUAAUUGUUUAUUUAAGCAACUUCAAUAUAUAUAUAUAUUUAAAAGGAACAAAUAAUGUUUACUAUAUCUGGACAUAAAACAACAAAAAUUGUACCAGGAGAAUUUUAAUAUUCAUUAAUCCAAUAACAAAACUGUGACGUCACUGGGAAUAAUACACCUUAUCAAACAUGCUGCAAUUGUUUUGUUUUGAUUGAAAAAUAAACGACCGGUGUUAUUGUGGUUUAAAAGAUUAUAAAAUGAGCAUUAAGAUAUAUUUACCGACUAGCUUUUAUUAUCUUAAGAAGCCCACCAAUUUGUACGGCCAAGUUCAAAUUAAUGAAGAUAAUGUCGUAGCAUAUUACAUUGUGGAAGCAGCAGAUUUGGAGUUUCGCGACAAAACCAUAAAUCAUGAAUCAAGCAAUAUGCGUUUCUUGGGCUCUAUACUAAAUGAUGACUUUAGCGCAGAUCAAAAUCAAUAUCUUAAGUUUAAUAUGCGACUAUGUUUUACAUACAACAGCAGUCAGUCAAAUAUAUCUCUGGUUUACAUUGGAAUUACCCCGGAAUAUCUAAAGCACAUAAAACUAAUACUUUAUGAAAAGCAAAUGAUGCGAAAUCUGUUUGUUAGCGGGAAAUCUGUGAAGCAUCUACCAAUAGAAUAUGACAACAAUGAUAGCAAUGACUGCGACUUCCUUGAGCUAUCUAGAUUAACACAAUCUCCAGUUGAGACUCAAAACAAUCCAAAGACUAAUACCAAAAAGAGUUUACUAUAUGUUUUAAAUAUCAUUGCCGACUCGCCAAUAACGAUGUUUAAAUAUAUUGCUGAAAAUAUAUUUGUUAAUAGUAUAAUGGUUCAUACAACUAUAUAUAAGCAUUUUAAGGAAUGGCAGUUAACGUGUGAUAAAAGAUCUUGCCUGGCUAAUAUAGCACUUGAUAGAAUACUGGGGAUUAUACUAAUGUUAAUUCUUUUAUCACUUGCGGCACAGCCGGGUGAUUUUCUAAUACAAAUAUCCCACUACGUUAUUGACGAAUUAUACAUCCUAUUGAAAGUAUUAGAGGGCAGUCCUAUUGGUCUCAAGUUAAAUAUACAUUUAAAUAACUUCUUUCUUGACUGCUUCAAAUACCAUAUUGAAUUGUGGUCUACAUUUCUGGAUUUCAUCGAACCUUUGGUGCGACAAGUUUUUCUGGCCAUUGGAGCAUUUGGAUGUCUGGGUCUUACAUUCCAGAUGGCACUUCUUGUAGACUUAAUAUCCAUAAUUGGUUUACAUUCGCAUUGUUUCUAUAUCUAUACCAAAGUGCUAUACAAUGUGGAGAGAAAAGGUCUUUCGGUUCUAUGGCAAGUGGUUCGAGGAAAUCGUUACAAUAUUUUAAAAGGUCGCACAGAGUCUCAUAAUUAUAUGAACCGACAAUUAUAUCUUGCCACAAUAUUUUUUUCUGCCAUUCUGUUCUUAUUUCCCACUACCCUUGUCUACUAUAUCGUUUUUGCUGCUCUGAAGGCGCUUACGUUUGCAACUCUAAGCAUAUUUGAGUUUUGUCGAAGAAAAAUUUUGUAUCUUCCGAUUGAAAGUUGUUUAAAGCGGUUAUUAAAAGGAUGUCAUGACAUAGAUUGUCUUCAAAUUAAGGAUUUUUCAUCACACGAAAAAGCUUUUCUGAUACAUAAACAACAGAAAAUCAACGUGACAGUGUAUAAAAUAACAACUUUAUAAGGCAAUUAAGACCAAAUAUAAAAAAUACAAAAAUCGAAA
Molecule: messenger RNA, 1785 nt
Organism: Drosophila eugracilis
Lineage: Eukaryota; Metazoa; Arthropoda; Insecta; Diptera; Drosophilidae
Gene: PIG-Q
Exons: 8
Coding region: 301-1746 (481 amino acids)
Biological process (GO): GPI anchor biosynthetic process
Cellular component (GO): membrane; endoplasmic reticulum
Source: RefSeq, a predicted model, not a curated record